Molecule: messenger RNA, 834 nt
Organism: Chlorella variabilis
Lineage: Eukaryota; Viridiplantae; Chlorophyta; Trebouxiophyceae; Chlorellales; Chlorellaceae
Exons: 6
Coding region: 1-834 (277 amino acids)
Molecular function (GO): hydrolase activity, hydrolyzing O-glycosyl compounds
Source: RefSeq, a predicted model, not a curated record
AUGCCGCAGUACUUGGUGCGCAAUGGCUGCCGCAUCGCCUACACCAAGGUGCCGGCCCAGUGGGGGCGGCACGGCGACAUCGUCGACAAGGCGCGAGAGCUGGAGCAGUUUGCCACGCGGCAGCUGGGGUGCACCUACUGGGCGCUGGAGUACCAAGGCCAUGGCGACUCCUCCCCCAACUUUCUAGAAUGCACGCUGGCCACCUGGCUGGAAGAUGUGCUGCAGCUGCUGGAUGCCAUCGGCAGCCAGCGGCAGGUGCUGGUGGGGUCCUCGCUGGGCGCGUGGCUGGCGCUGCACGCCGCGCUGCGGCGCCCGCACCUGGUGCAGGGCCUGCUGCUGCUGGCGCCCGCCCCGGACAUCAGCCUGCACUGGCAGCAGGUGGCGCAGCCCGCGGGGGCGGAUGCCGCCGGCUACGAGCUGGUCAGGCUGCCCUCGGAUUAUGUGGAGGAGGGGGGCAUCCGCGUGCGGCGGCAACUGCUGGAGGACGCCAGCCAGCACUUCCUGCUGCUGCACACGGGGCAGCUGGAGGCGCUGACGUGCCCCGUCGCCGUGAUGCACAGGUGGGGCCUGUGCCGCCGCUUUGCGCCCAGCGGCGUCCUGCCCUCUCUUGAGGAUGUGGUGCGGCGCGCUUUUCAGCGGCAGCUCCACACCCUGCGGGACGAUGUGGUGCCUCUGGAGGCGGUGCAGCGGCUGGCGGAUGAGCUGCAGCGCAGCAGCCGCGCUUUCCACCUGGAGCUGCUGCCGGACGGCAACCACCGGCUGAGCCGGGAGCAGGACCUGGGGCUGAUGUGCCGCUUGCUGCGGCAGGUGGCGAAGCAGGCGCUGGCGCUCUGA